Lactuca virosa is the source of this 1272-nucleotide messenger RNA. The record is from the annotation of a GenBank genome assembly. NCBI's taxonomy places the organism in Eukaryota, Viridiplantae, Streptophyta, Magnoliopsida, Asterales, Asteraceae.
AUGGCAAUUUCUCUGUGUAUUUCCCGUUUUACCCUUCUGAUACCCAUUUAUUUACUCUCCUACCUCCCGGCCUUCAUCUCCGCCGUCAACAUUACCCAUCUCUUAUCCCCUUACCCAGAUCUCUCCGACUUCUCCGACCUUCUUUCCACCACCAACGUCGCCGACGAUCUUUCCCACCGCACCUCCAUCACCCUCCUCGCCGUCCCCAACUCCUUCCUCCGCUCUUCUAACCUUAUCCGUCGCUCUUCCUCUUCCUCUUCUUCAUCCACCAAUGUCGCCGACGUCUUCCGCUACCACGUCCUACUCCAGUACAUCACCGUCCACGACCUCCGCCGCUAUCCUCCAUCCGGAAAACUCAUCACCACCCUCUUCCAAACCACCGGCCGAGCUGCCGACACUUUCGGCUCCGUCAACGUCACACACAACCCCGACACCGACACAACCACCAUCCGAUCGCUAUCAGCUGACUCCCAAACACCCAACAACAACAACGCCACCGUCAUCUCCCUCGUCGUAACCUUACCUUACAACGUCAGCAUCUUCACUGUCAAUUCACUCAUUCUCCCAUACGGAUUCGAUCUGAUGGCGGCGGAAAGUCGUCCACCGUUGGGGCUUAACAUCACUAAAGCCCUAAUCGACGGCCACAACUUCAAUGUAGUGGCGUCAAUCCUUUCAGCCUCGGGAGUCGUGCAGGAAUUCGAAUCUGAAGCAGGCGGAGCAGGGAUAACCUUGUUCGUGCCUACAGACGAUGCUUUCGCCGAUCUACCGGCCACCGCAAACUUCCAAUCCUUGCCGGCGGACAAGAAAGCCGAUGUGUUACGAUUCCAUGUAUUGCAUUCAUAUUACCCACUCGGGUCGCUCGAGUCAAUAGUGAACCCGGUUCAACCAACCCUAGCUACUGAAGAUAAAGGAGCCGGAAGCUUCACAUUGAACAUUUCUCGGGUUAACGGGUCGGUUGCAAUCAGUACGGGUAUAGUGGAAGCUUCCGUGACCCAAACCGUAUCUGAUCAGAACCCGAUUGCGAUUUUUGGGAUUUCGAAGGUUUUAUUACCGAAAGAGAUAUUUGGGAAGAAAGAAACAGUGGUUGAUGCUCCUGCCGCAGCUGGAGCUCAGUCGCCGGUUAUGUCACCUCCGCCGCUGAAUUCUCCACCGGGAUUUUAUGGUCAGUCGUGGCCGCCAGGGCUCCGGGAGGAAGUACAUUCUACGGCGGGGGUAGGGAUCGUGAAUUUGGGAUUGUUGUUGUGUACAGGAUUGUUGUAUGUAUUAAUAUGA